This is a messenger RNA of Diospyros lotus (date-plum), 1996 nucleotides long. Its product is annotated as laccase-7-like. Gene Ontology annotation, biological process: lignin catabolic process. The transcript has 5 exons. Gene Ontology annotation, cellular component: apoplast. The coding region runs from base 25 to 1731 and encodes 568 amino acids. Gene Ontology annotation, molecular function: hydroquinone:oxygen oxidoreductase activity; copper ion binding. NCBI's taxonomy places the organism in Eukaryota, Viridiplantae, Streptophyta, Magnoliopsida, Ericales, Ebenaceae. The record is from RefSeq and is a predicted model, not a curated record.
CUUCUGUUUUUUUCUUUCCUUUACAUGGCUCGCUCUGUGUUCUUGCUGGCCUCCAUUUUAGCUCUUCUUCUAGCUUCUUCAUCGGGUGUCUCUGCCGCAGUCGUCGAGCAUUACCUUCAUAUAGAAAACACAGUCGUGGAGCGUCUAUGCCACAAGCAGGUGAUUACUGUCGGAAAUGGAAGCAUCCCCGGGCCCGAGAUGGCAGUUCGUGAGGGCGACACAUUAGUCGUUCAUGUCGUUAAUAAGUCUCCCUACGACAUUACCAUUCACUGGCACGGAGUUUUUCAAUUAUUCAGUGCUUGGGCAGAUGGAACUGAAUACACAACCCAAUGUCCAAUACGACCUGGAAACACUUACACACACAAAUUCAAAGUCACCAAGCAAGAAGGAACCCUUUUCUGGCAUGCUCACGUUAAGUGGCUUCGAGCAACCGUGUAUGGCGCCAUAAUCAUUCGGCCAAGAUUCGGCCUUCCAUACCCAUUUUUCCCAAAACCAUACGCAGAAUACCCAAUUGUUCUAGGAGAGUGGUGGAACGCCAAUAUCCUGGACGUGGAGGAUGAAAGCCUCGCCACCGGCGGCGCAAGCAACAUUUCCGAUGCUUACACCAUCAAUGGCCAGCCCGGCGAUCUCUACCCAUGCUCUUCUGCUGGGACAUAUAAAUUGAAAGUGGUUCGAGGCAAAACGUACCUGCUCCGCAUUAUCAACGCUGCACUCAAUAAUCAUCUCUUCUUCAAGAUCGCCGACCACAAAAUGAAAGUGGUCAACAUCGACGCCUCGUAUACCACCCCAAUGGUCACCGAUGUCGUCACCAUUUCCCCCGGCCAAACGGUGGACGUUCUUGUCACCGCCAACCAGCCGCCGUCAUCUUACUACAUGGCAGCUCGUCCCUAUAUUAGUACAGAAGAUCUAGCCUUUGACAACACGACCACUACAGCUAUCUUCAUGUAUGAGAAUGCCAGCCCAUCCGAGCCCAAAAUGCCGGUCUUGCCGGACUUCCGCGACACCACGACGGCGCACAAGUUCUAUUCUAGCUUGACGAGCCUUGUCGGCGGGCCUCACUGGACGCCCGUGCCCCUUAGAGUCGACGAGUCGAUGUUUAUAUCCACUGGUUUGGGGCUGCUGCCAUGCGGCGCCAACGCCACCUGCGCCGGAAUCCUCGGCCAGCGGAUGGCAGCCACCAUGAACAAUGUCUCCUUCGUCUUCCCCAGCAAGCUAUCCAUGUUGGAAGCGUUCUACCACAAUGUUAGUGGAGUUUACACGACAGAUUUUCCCGACCAGCCGCCGAAGGCGUUCGACUACACGAAUCCGAAUAACCAGUUGAACACUUCCAUUGUAAUGACAGCGCAGUCGACUAAAGUGAAAAAGCUGAGAUUCAAUUCGGUGGUUCAGAUGGUGUUGCAGAACACGGUGUUGCUGGGCGUAGACAACCACCCAAUUCACUUGCAUGGGUUCGACUUGUAUGUACUGGCUCAAGGCUUUGGCAACUACGACCCGGCGAAGGAUACCAAAAAUUUCAAUCUUAUCAACCCGCAAGUGAGGAACACCAUUGGCGUGCCGGUCGGAGGAUGGGCCGUGGUCCGGUUUCGAGCAAACAAUCCAGGCAUAUGGCUGAUGCAUUGUCACUUGGACGUGCAUGUGCCAUGGGGCCAGUCCAUGGCUUUCGAGGUUGAGAAUGGGCCGACGCCAUUUACCAAGUUGCCUCCGCCUCCAGCAGAUCUACCAAAAUGUUAAGAGUAAUAAUUAUAAUUAAUCAUGUAUGUUUAAUCAUUAAUUAAUUAAUGUGUCUGGGGUUCAAUUUUUGCUACUGCCUGCAGGAUUGCUAGCUAGCUAGGUAUCCAUCCAUCUAGACUCUUGUCACCCUCUCAACUUUGUUGUGGUUAUUGGUGCUGUUGUUGUUGUUAUUUGUACUGUAUAAUCACUUCCUUCCAGGAGUGAAAUUAAAAAUAUCAUAUAAGUAUCCAUGUCUACGUGCAAUUAAUUAAUAAAGAGCUCUACU